AUGGCGAGACUACCCUCAGUCCACUGCCAAGCUACACUGGUGAAGUACCAUUUUGGUGACAAGAUCACUCUAUCGGUGCUUGCAAUAGAAGUCACUUGGCAAGAAAGACUGGGAGGUGUCGGUUUCAAUUCCUAUCCUAAACAUGACAGGGGAUCCAGAGAUUGCCAAUCCCUUAAUGGGGACCACCUCCUCAUCAUCACACAGAAUGAAGAAGACUUCUGCAGAUUGAGGAAGAACAAGGCAGAUUGCCAUUUCAAUUACGAGGGGAUAGAAGUCAAUGUGGAGGUUCUUGUAAAGGAGGACCUGGGAAAUUUGGAUCCCCUCUCAGUGACAUUCAACUUCAAUUUUCCUUACAUGAAUUUGAGCUCACCACUUCACACCUUCAUCCUGUGUGAUGAUGAGGAGGUGGUCCCCAUUCAGGGAUUGGCAAUCUCUGGAUCCCAUGUUGUUUUUAGGAUAGGAAUUGAAACUCACAACUCCCAGUCUCUGGAUAACAGGAAAACCAUCUAUAUGUUUGGUUACUUGGAAGGAAAAAUGGGAGAAAAAAGAUAUCAAUUCCUCAGGACAAGUUAUGUGCCAAAUCGGGACAUUGGACCUUGCCCCAAGCCUCCCCCAUCUACCCCUGGAGGGAUUUCAGAUCUGCAUUCAAAAAUAUCCCUGCUGUCAGGGCUACAGAUGAACCUGGAGAGGUGCCAGAUGGACCUGGAUUCCCGUAUGGAAAGUAUUGUAAUCAUGGCAGGAAUGGGCUACCAUGCCAUGAGAUUCCCUUGUGAUGAAUGGUGGAUCCAGGAAUAGGUGACCUGUACUCAGAUCCACUAUUAUGAAAAUAAUAAUUUAUUAGCUGUUGGUAUUCUUGGAAUUUCUUCAUCAGGUUCAGCCAAUCCAACAGAUACUCUUGUGUAGCACACUGUGAUUACUCCAACAGGUGUGCCUUCAGGGAGAGUGUCUAGUGUCUCUGGUGCCAUUUGCUUUCCUGAGCAUGUUGAAUUUUCUUUAUCCAACCUGUUCCUCUCAUUUUUAUACAAGUCUUUUGCCUUUCUACAGC
This is a messenger RNA of Darwinula stevensoni, 1045 nucleotides long. The record is from the annotation of a GenBank genome assembly. Lineage: Eukaryota; Metazoa; Arthropoda; Ostracoda; Podocopida; Darwinulidae.